Messenger RNA from Brassicogethes aeneus, 3627 nucleotides. The record is from the annotation of a GenBank genome assembly. NCBI's taxonomy places the organism in Eukaryota, Metazoa, Arthropoda, Insecta, Coleoptera, Nitidulidae.
AUUUGACAGUAUUAUUUACAUUAACAAUGUUUUAUUUAUAAGUGAAAAAAUAGUAAUUUAAAUCCAAUAAAAGCUAAUUAAACGCAUUUACGAUGUCUCGGCACAUGAACAUGAACGAGCGGAAGAUCGCCGAAAAAUUAAUCAUCCUAAAUGAUAGAGGGAUUGGGAUGUUAACAAGGAUAUACAACAUAAAAAAGGCUUGCGGCGAUGCAAAAUCUAAACCGGGAUUUUUAUCUGACAAAAAUCUGGAAUCAUCUAUAAAAACCAUUGUAAGGAGGUUCCCUAAUGUAGAUGUUAAAAGUUUGGCACCCAUACACAAUUUAAAGAAUGAAAUAAUAAAAUCUUUAUCUCUUUACUAUUACACAUUCGUGGAUUUGUUGGAUUUUAAAGAUCAUGUUUGUGAGUUGCUUACGAGUAUGGAUGCUUUUCAAGUGGAUUUAGACAUAGCUGUAAACUUUGAACUAACCAAACACUAUUUAGAUUUAGUUACUUCUUAUGUGUCCUUAAUGGUUUUACUAUCAAGAGUGGAAGAUCGUAAAGCAGUUCUCGGUUUAUUCAAUGCUGCCUAUGAAAUUGUACAUGGUUCUCCAGACCAAAGUUUUCCUCGAUUAGGAGCUAUGAUUAUGGAUUAUGAUGUACCAUUUAAAAAAUUGUGUGAGGAAUUUGUGCCCCACUCCAAACUUUUAAUAUCAGCGAUAGAUUCUCUGUAUCCUGUAUUUAUUCCAAGAAAUGUUACUGCCGAUGCAUGGAGAUCAGAUUAUAAGUUAAGUCUAGUAGGAAACCCAGGAAAUAUUCUGAAACCAGUCUCUGUUGAGAAAAUGUCAUGCGAGUUUUUAUCUUUGGACACCAUGGAAAGAUGGAUUAUUUUUGGGAUUCUCUUGUACUACCCAUGCCUUCAAAAUGAAAAAUUUAAUAAACUAUUUAUAAACGCCUUGGAGUCAUCAUGGGUAAUUCCUUUAUUUAGAGACGAAGUAGUUCACAUUCACCAAUACAUCUGGUCGUUUUUCGAUUCUCUUAAAGGCUACAGCAAAAAAGUAUCUGAGGUGAAAGAUUGUUAUAACACUGCCGUUCAAAAAGCUGGUUAUUGUCACAGGGAGCGAAGAAAAUUCCUGAGAACUGCCCUGAAAGAGUUGGGGUUAAUUUUCAUGGAUCAACCUGGACUUCUGGGUCCAAAGGCAUUGAUGAUUUUUAUUGGGCUCUGCUAUGCACGAGAUGAAGUCUUAUGGUUGCUAAGGCACCAUGAAAACCCGCCUCAGCACAAAACCAAAGGAAAACAAACAGAGGAUUUAGUUGAUAGACACCUACCUGAACUGCUAUUUCACAUGGAAGACUUAAGGGUGUUGGUGAGAAAAUACAGCCAGGUAAUGCAGAGGUACUAUGUACAAUAUUUGGCGCAGUACGAUGCGCUAGUUUUAAAAGAUAUAAUUCAGAAAAUACAAAGCUGCCCUGAAGAAGAGGGCAUCAUACUGACUUCUUUUGUCAACACAAUCGCAACCUUGUCUGUAAAGCAGGUAGAAGAAAACGAAACCUUCAACUUUUUCGCGUUUCGUCUUGACUGGUUUAGGCUGCAAACUUUCAUGUCCACAGCCAAGUCGCCCAUAAGAUUGUCCGAUUGCAAAAUACUCGCCCAAUUAGUGGAUAUGAUACAGUUCCACACCAAAAUGGUGGAUAAUUUGGAUGAAAUGCUGAAGGACACGUCCGACUUGUCGAUUUUCUGUUUCUACAACCGAAUUUUUGAAGAACAAUUCCACAUGUGUUUGGAAUUUCCCGCACAAAACCGUUUCAUCGUAGCGUUUCCUUCUAUAUGCAGCCACUUCCAACACUGCACGCACGAGCUGUGUCCCGAAGAACGUCAUCACAUCAGAGAAAGAAGUUUAUCGGUUGUGAACAUGUUUCUGGAUGAGAUGGCCAAAGAGGCGAAAAAUAUAAUAACCGCGAUUUGCGAUGCCCAGUGCAAAAUGAGCGAUAAAUUGCUGCCGAAAAAUUGCGCCGUCCUGAUUUCGCAACAAAUAAACAGAAAAAAGAAGGAAAAGAACAAGAAGAACGUAAACGAAUUUGAGAAACCAGGAGCCGAAAGUUUCCGGAAAACCAGGGAGAAUUUGACCACAAUGGACAAGCUUCAUAUGGCGUUAACAGAAUUAUGCUAUGCCAUCAAUUACUUUUCAAACAUUAACGUUUGGGAGUACACGUUUGCCCCCAGAGAGUACCUUCAUCAGCAUCUGGAAAAUCGCUUCGCCAAGGCUCUGGUAGGCAUGGUAAUGCAUAAUCAAGACACCAAUGAAAUUGCCAAGCCUUCCGAGUUGUUGGUGUGUGUGAGAUCAUACAUGAACGUUUUGCAAACCGUUGAAAAUUACGUGCAUAUCGACAUAACAAGGGUAUUCAACAACUCGCUGUUGCAGCAAACACAACCCAUGGACACGCAUGGCGACAAAACCAUAGCCUCGAUUUACACCCAAUGGUAUUCGGAGGUCUUGUUGCGACGAGUGAGUGCUGGCAACAUUGUUUUUUCAAUGAACCAAAGAUCGUUUGUAAGCCUAACCGGGGAAGGAUCGAUACCGUUUAAUCCCGAGGAAUAUUCCGAUGUGAACGAGUUGAGGGCGCUAGCCGAACUCAUUGGCCCGUACGGAAUGAAGCAACUUAGCGAAACAUUAAUGUGGCACACGGCAAGCCAGGUGGUGGAGCUUAAAAAAUUGGCAGAAGGCAACAAGGACACUUUGUUGAAAUUACGUACAAACUUUGACAAGCCGGAAAUAAUGAAGGAGGAAUUUAAGAAGCUGAACAACGUUGAAAAUGUUUUGCAAAGAAUGACGAUCGUUGGGGUCAUACUGAGUUUUAGACAGUUGGCGCAAUCGAGCUUGACCGAUGUUUUGGAAAACAGAAUACCGUUCUUGGUCAGUUCCAUUUUGGAUUUCAGACACCACUUGCCCAGUGGAGAUCCAAUGAAAAUCGUCAGCGAAAUGACUUCAGCGGCUGGGUUGCCUUGCAAAGUCGACCCCACUCUGCUGGCCGCCUUAAAACACCAAAAACCUGACCCAGAUGCUGAAGAACACUUGCUAGUCUGUUUGCUGAUGGUAUUUGUGGCUGUGUCGAUACCAAAAUUGGCAAAAUCCGAAAACUCGUUUUACAGAGCUUCGCUGGAAGGCCACACGAAUAAUAUUCACUGCAUGGCUUUGGCGGUAAAUAACAUUUUUGGUGCGCUAUUUACGCUUUGCGGACAAGGAGACAUUGAAGAUAGAAUGAAGGAAUUUUUGGCCUUGGCUUCAUCCAGCCUUCUUCGGUUGGGACAAGAAGCAGACAAGGAAGCCAUCAAAAAUAGAGAGUCCGUUUAUUUAUUAUUAGACCAGAUAGUACAAGAGUCGCCUUUUUUGACAAUGGAUUUGUUGGAAUCGUGUUUUCCAUACGCUUUAAUUCGUAAUGCUUUCCAUGAUGUCUAUAAGCAGGAACAAAAUUUGUAAGUUGUGCCAAUAUAUAAAUACUUUAAAGCACUGAUGGUCACAUACGUUUAUAAUCAAGUGUUAUAUUUUUAAAAGUUCACAUGUAAUUUAUUUAUUAAGUAAUUUAAGGUAUUAUUAGCCCAUAAAUCAUUUAUAGAAUAUAAUAUGUAAUAGUUAUUAAAAUAAAUAAGCU